Messenger RNA from Neopelma chrysocephalum (saffron-crested tyrant-manakin), 1904 nucleotides. Its product is annotated as glutathione S-transferase theta-1. Bases 27 to 812 code for a protein of 261 amino acids. The transcript has 6 exons. The record is from RefSeq and is a predicted model, not a curated record. Lineage: Eukaryota; Metazoa; Chordata; Aves; Passeriformes; Pipridae. Gene Ontology annotation, molecular function: glutathione transferase activity. Gene Ontology annotation, biological process: glutathione metabolic process. Gene Ontology annotation, cellular component: cytoplasm.
CUCCGCGCAGGGCGGGCCGGGUCGGGAUGGGGCUGGAGCUGUACCUGGACCUGCUCUCGCAGCCCUGCCGCUCCAUCUACAUCUUCGCCCGGAGCAACAACAUCCCCUUCGAGUUCAAGCACGUGGAGCUGUUCAAAGACUCGGUGCUGGGGAAGAGGCCGGCGGCGGGGAGCGGCGCGGAGCAGCCCCGUGCAGAGCCAUCAAAUAGCCAAGGCACUGGCAAAGUCAGCCUCUUAAAGAAAGUACCAGCACUGAAGGACGGAGACUUCACCCUCGCGGAAUGCACUGCCAUUCUGCUGUACCUGAGUCGAAAGUACAACACUCCUGACCACUGGUACCCAUCAGACAUACAAAAACGGGCCCGGGUAGAUGAAUACCUCUCCUGGCAUCAUGCCAACAUCCGGGCUAAUGCUCCUAAGACCAUGUGGAUCAAGGUGCUGAUUCCCCUCUUCACAGGGCAGCCACUGCCCUCCGAGAAGCUCCAGGAGGUUAUGGAGGGUCUGUCCACUUCCCUGAAGCAAUUUGAGGAGAGGUUUCUGCAGGACAAGGCUUUUAUCAUUGGGAGCGAGAUCUCCCUGGCAGAUCUUGUGGCCAUUGUGGAGCUGAUGCAACCUGUUGGAGUUGGUUGUGACAUCUUCGAGGACAGACCCAGGCUGAUGGAGUGGCGCAGGCGGGUGGAGGAUGCUGUGGGGAAAGAGCUUUUCUUCCAAGCCCAUGAGAUGAUCCUCAAUAUCAGAGAACUGAGCAACAUUCAAAUUGAUCCACAGCUGAAAGAGCAACUGGCACCUGUGCUGAUGAAGAUGUUGAAAUGAAUUAACCUAUCUUGCAAUUUUUCCUGCCUUUUUUUUUCUUUUUUUUUAACUUCUUCUGUGACCUCCAGUUCUACAUGUAGCUGGAAAGAGCACUGUAAUUCUAACACAGAAAUUGCAGAGUGUUUCCCCCCUGGCCAGGCCUUUCUUGUAUCUUUGGGGGUAGAAGCUGGGGAAGGUUUAAGAACUGAAACAUUAAAUUUAUACAGAAGGCUGAGGCCCUACAGGUCACUUAAUAUGCAUCUGGAUUUUAUUUAAGAGUCAGUCUUUUCAGCAGUGCUAGAAACAAGAACGGUAUUUCCUGACAGAAUCUGAGCCAGCCUAUAAACUGGGAACAUUAGAGAACUGAAGAGGAUGAGGAUUGUUGUUUUCACGAGUUUUUAACAUUUACACUGCAAAGUGUGCCUAAUUCUCAUCUUCGAGGACAUGUCUGCACAGGCAAUUACAGCACAAAACUACUUCACAAAAGUGAAAAAAAGAAUUUGAUUUUUUUUCUUAAGUUUCUUAUUUCUGAGGCAUCUUGCUUGGCUGUCCAUGUACAUUCCACAGUUCUAGCUGCCUUUAGGUUCCUGUGAGAAAUUUCUUUGUAUUCCUCUACAACUGUGAAUCUUUAUAAUUCUUCAGUUUAACCACUGCUUUUGAUUUCUGAAAGCCUGAGUUCCCUUGGUGCUCAGUCUGCCAGUACACGUGUGGCAGGGGCUGUUCUUGGAGAUCUGUGCAGGAAAGACCAAGUCACUUCAACAAGCUGGUGGUGGCCACAGCCUUGGAAUCAUUGCCUGCCUAAAAUACCAUGUUGAUAUUAUAGAGGGAGUACUCUGAAAGAAUGCAUUCACUGUGAUUUCUUGAAAGAAUAUGUAACAGUAAACAAAUGAUUUUUUUUCUGUGGUAAUACUGUAAUAGCAAUCCACAUUCCUCCUAGAAAAUGGAUAGGGGGAAUAAAUGCAGACGGGGAAUAAAUGCAGACCUGCUCCUCUGAGACUGUUUUGGAUGGAGGUUCACCAAGUAAGUCACCCUGUGCAGCUGAAGUAAUAAGAGAGAUUUUGUGGCAUUGAGCAACAUAUGUCUCACAAUAGAAGGGCAGAGAGUUGUUUUGCA